CGAUUGGCCGCCUGCUGCGUGUCUCGCGGAGGCGCGCACGCUCGGCCCGCCCCCGGAGGCGGGCGUUGCCCCGCGUGGCGCGGCCAAUGGACCGGGGGCGGCUCAUUCGCGCCAUGUCCGAGCACCACUGCAGAUCCUCGUUCCUCAUCAAAGACCUGCUCUCCGACGUCAUCGACAGGCCCCCGCAACUGCCCCCGCAGCUGCCUCCAGAGCCAGGAGAUUCUCGUUGCGAGGGUGCAGGCGUGUCGGCCGAGUACGAAGCGGCCGUGUCGGCACUGCUGCAGCACCCUUUGAGUUUGGCGUUGCGUCGCGGCAGCAGCGUGUCCCGAUCGCCGUCGCCGUCGCAGGCGUCGCAUCAAGCGUCACGCAAACCGCGACGCCGACGCACCGCCUUCACGCACGCACAACUCGCCUACCUGGAGCGCAAGUUCCGGUGUCAGAAGUACCUCUCGGUGGCCGACAGGGGCGACGUCGCCGACGCCCUCAACCUCAGCGAAACGCAGGUCAAGACCUGGUACCAAAACAGAAGGACCAAAUGGAAGCGGCAGAACCAACUUCGUUUGGAGCAAUUGCGGCAGCAGGCGACGGCUUCCUCGUCUUCGGCGGCGGCAAAUGAAGGCCCAAAGGAGGCUGAUGCGUGUUGUCCGGCCGCCUCGCCGUACCUGCUUGAGGUGGGUCGGGCGGCCGUGUUGGCCGCCGGCCUGCCCUCCCUGUUCCGCACCGUUCCCUACUUCAAUUGAAAAUAAAUUGGGAAGAAAUUUGAAAAAGAGAUCGAUUUGUGCAAAGCGAAAUUUUCCAUUCUUUCCCGGUGAAAAACUUUUCGCAUUUGCAUCAUUCGCGUCGGCCGCAAGGGGAAGAAGAGAAGUGGAGGCCCCGCGGAGAAAGAAGGGAAGAAAAAAAAUAAUGUUUUGUGAGUGUGUGCGGGAGCGAGGAGCGUCGUCGUGGAGCAGGGCGAGUGAGACGGACGAGUUUGUGAUAGGCAGGCCAUUAAAUUAAGCCGGUUGACUCGACUCUUAAGACGACGGGCGGCCUGUCUGCAUUUAUUUAUCAUUGUGUCCUUCCUGCUUCUCAACCUAAAUCAUUGUCUGUGCACCUGUGCGUGUAACAAUAACGAAUGAAUACAUAACAAACGGAGAAAUAAAUCAUC
This is a messenger RNA of Neocloeon triangulifer, 1147 nucleotides long. Its product is annotated as barH-like 1 homeobox protein. The record is from RefSeq and is a predicted model, not a curated record. The transcript is spliced from 3 exons. Bases 87 to 740 code for a protein of 217 amino acids. NCBI's taxonomy places the organism in Eukaryota, Metazoa, Arthropoda, Insecta, Ephemeroptera, Baetidae. Gene Ontology annotation, molecular function: DNA binding; DNA-binding transcription factor activity, RNA polymerase II-specific. Gene Ontology annotation, biological process: regulation of DNA-templated transcription.